Messenger RNA from Scatophagus argus, 2999 nucleotides. RefSeq names its product transcription factor 7 like 1b (gene tcf7l1b). The transcript is spliced from 12 exons. Gene Ontology annotation, cellular component: beta-catenin-TCF complex. Gene Ontology annotation, molecular function: RNA polymerase II cis-regulatory region sequence-specific DNA binding; DNA-binding transcription factor activity, RNA polymerase II-specific. Gene Ontology annotation, biological process: generation of neurons; canonical Wnt signaling pathway; regulation of transcription by RNA polymerase II. NCBI's taxonomy places the organism in Eukaryota, Metazoa, Chordata, Actinopteri, Scatophagidae. The record is from RefSeq and is a predicted model, not a curated record. Bases 852 to 2573 code for a protein of 573 amino acids.
GAAGAGUAUAGCUGAUCUGCAUGGUGGUGAAUGAAGUGUCGGUUUUCAGUGCAAACUCCUCCCCUACGGUCGGGCUGCGCUUUCCUUCCACUUGAACAACCAAGUAGUUUUCAGGGCUCAUUCCCCGGCAGCAAUGUGGAGGGAAAGGGCGAGCACGUCCAGCUGAAAUCUUUCUACUUUUUGCAUCGGGUUUUUUUUGUUCCUCUCUUGUUUACGCAUACACUUUCUAAACUUUGCGUUUCUUAGAAAAGCAGCGAAUUCCGUGGGAGGGAAGCGAGCGAGUCAGAAGCGAAGAAAACUGCAGCCAGACCGUCUUUUUUUUCCUGUCUUUUUUUUUUCCUCACUCGAGCCAUUGUUUUCUCACACAUGGAUAUUAGGAGAUGAAAUCGGACGUGUUUCUCGUGCUUGAGUAACCUCUCGGUCGCUUGGACUGGUAGUUUAUGUGGUCCCGGGGCUGUGUACGAGGAGGAGAGAGAGAGAGAGUCCUCAUUCCUCAGACGCACAACAAGGAGACACGCACAGGGGCCACAAGUUGUCCGCAAGCUGCGAAGGAGGCGAAACUUUGCCAAGUUGCUGCGCAUCCGGCCGCUGUCGCCAAAUAUUCAGCGAUAUUUUCAAACAGCGUCUCUCUUGUGACUUUCAAACUGUGGAUUAUCGUCGCAAGGCUCGUCAUGGACCACGGGAUUCCGUUCAGAGGAUGAGAAAGGAGUUUUGAAACAUGAACAGUUUCUUGUAGUUAGUUUACUACUCCGGCGACACGUUUGGACAACACUGAUCUGAUUAAAACAGUUAAUUGUUCUUGCCGUUGUUUUUUUUUUCUCCUCUCCUCGAUUCUUUACUGUUCUGCAAAAAUGCCACAGCUGAACGGAGGUGGUGGGGAUGAUUUGGGGGCCAAUGAUGAAAUGAUAUCUUUUAAAGACGAGGGGGAGCAGGAGGAAAAGAUAUCCGAGAAUGUAUCGGCGGAAAGGGAUUUGGAUGAUGUGAAAUCCUCCCUAGUGAACGAGUCGGAAAGCUCGUCAGACUCAGAGCAAGCGGAGAGGCGUCCCCAAACCAGACCCGACUCAGAAAGUUAUGAGAAAGCAAGAGACUACUUCAGUGAAGCACUGAGAAGGCAGCAAGAUGGUGGCUUUUUUAAGAGUCCUCACUAUCCUGGCUACCCGUUUCUCAUGAUCCCAGACCUCACCAAUCCUUACCUAUCCAACGGUUCGCUGUCUCCCAGUGCAAGAACAUACCUGCAGAUGAAAUGGCCUCUUUUGGAUGUCCCUGGAUCUGCAGGGCUAAAGGACUCCCGCUCUCCAACACCAGGACAUUUAUCUAAUAAAGUCCCCGUGGUGCAGCAUGCCCACCAUGUCCACCCACUGACACCCCUCAUCACCUACAGCAAUGAGCAUUUCUCCCCUGGCACGCCGCCAUCACACCUUUCCCCAGAGAUCCUCGACCCAAAGACAGGUAUUCCUCGGACACCUCACCCUUCAGAACUCUCGCCAUACUACCCCCUGUCUCCCGGGGCUGUCGGAUCCAUCGCACACCCCCUGGGGUGGCUCAUGCCACAACAGGGCCAGCAUAUGUACUCCAUCCCUCCGGGAGGAUUCCGUCACCCCUAUCCAGCGCUAGCGAUGAAUGCAUCCAUGUCCAGCUUGGUAUCCAGCCGUUUCUCCCCUCACAUGGUGACUCCACCUCCCCACAGCCUCCACCAGACUGGCAUUCCCCAUCCCGCCAUCGUCUCUCCGGCCAUCAAACAGGAGCCCAGCGGUGACAACAUCAGCCCCACAAUGCAUGCCAGGAAAUCCCCCAUUCCUUCUAAGAAAGAAGAGGACAAGAAGCCUCAUAUCAAGAAACCUCUGAAUGCUUUCAUGCUGUAUAUGAAGGAGAUGAGAGCCAAAGUAGUGGCAGAGUGCACUCUGAAAGAGAGCGCUGCCAUCAACCAGAUCCUCGGAAGACGGUGGCAUUCCUUGUCAAGGGAGGAACAAGCCAAAUACUACGAGUUGGCCAGAAAAGAGAGGCAACUCCACUCCCAGCUCUACCCGGGAUGGUCAGCACGAGAUAACUAUGGAAAGCGGAAAAAGAGGAAGAGAGACAACAAACCUGACUCAAAACCAGAAGACUUCUCCAUAAGAAGCAAGAAGCAGUGUGUGCAGUACCUGCCCUCGGAGAAGAUGUGUGACAGCCCUGCUUCGUCCCACGGCAGCAUGCUGGACUCACCAGCCACUCCCUCUGCAGCCUUGGCUUCGCCGGCUGCUCCCGCCGCUACUCAUUCCGAGCAGGCCCAGCCUUUAUCGCUCACCACCAAACCGGAGGGACGCAUGCACCACCACUUCUCCCUACCUGGGAAGGCCUCUGGAUCCUCCUCCUCCUCCUCCUCUUCCUCCUCCUCCUCUCAACCCAUCUCCAUCCCAGUUGGUACUUCAGGCAGCCAGUCGACUACACCCAUCCUCACCCGGGCAAUCCCCUUCACCUCUCUGCAUCCCUCCAUGCUCUCCCCUCCCUCCCCUUUCCAUCAGGCGGCCCUGCACUCCCAUCAUGCCCUGUUCCAGUCGCAGCCCCUCUCCUUGGUUACCAAACCAACUGAAUGAAUGCGCAAAGGCAGUUUUCUCCCAUUUAUUGUGCUGUAUAUUGCUUUUCUUUAAAAUAGGUAUUAGAACAACUUUUUUCUAAAUAAUGAAAAGGAAGAAAUAUUAUUGGUCAAUAUUUGACUGUCUCCUUUUCUACAUCUCUCAAUGAAAACAAAAUGUAUUUUUUGUAAAGUUUACUGCAGAACUGGUUUCUUUUUGAUGCAUUUAUCCAAUGAACUUCUUGUAUAAAAGAACCAAUGUACAUAAAGUUUCUUUAUAAAAACAAAAAGGAACAAAAACAUGUUUUCUUUUUAGCUAAAAUCUGAUUAAUGUUAGUAUUAAGUUUAAGUCAUUGUACUGGCCAAUAAUUACAGCCCCCUUUUCAAUUCACGAGUGUGUGCCCCCUCUUUGACAUGUUAAAUAAACAUUUGAAAUUGUUUCUUAAAA